Molecule: messenger RNA, 693 nt
Organism: Lottia gigantea (owl limpet)
Lineage: Eukaryota; Metazoa; Mollusca; Gastropoda; Lottiidae
Exons: 2
Coding region: 1-693 (230 amino acids)
Source: RefSeq, a predicted model, not a curated record
AUGUCGUUUGAAAUUGUAAACGAGUCGCUUGACAAAGUAAUAGAUCUAAAAUUACCACUAAAAACUACAGCACCUACAUUUACUGUCGUCGGACCAACAACUAACGUUUCUUAUACGAAAUUUGCUAUUUCGUUUAUCAUCGUGUUGAAAUCAUCAGAACUAACUGCGAAUGAUCCAUCCACAACAAAAGCUACAUCAAGUGGUUUAGAUCUACAAUCUUUAUCCUCUGAAAUAGAAGUAGAAUAUAAUGAUGAGUCUGGCUUUACAAUCAACAUGAAUUCCAGAAUCAUCUCUUUAUUGUGUAUGUAUAUCACCAUAGUAACCGUAUCCUGUGGCUAUAUUGGAUCUGGAUCCGGAUCAUACGGAGGUGGAGGUUUUGGAGGCGGAUAUCCCAUGAUGUCAUAUCCUACUUUUGGAGGUUACGGCAAAAUGAUGGGCGGUUACGGAGGAUUUGGAAACGGAAAUUUAAUGGGACUGUAUGGAAAAAUGGGCGGCGGCUAUGGUGGAUACGGAAUGGGUGGAUACGGCGGAAAUUUUGGCUACGGUAGCGGUGGUGGAUACGGUGGAAUGGGAUACGGAAAUUUUGGAUAUGGUAGCGGUGGUGGAUACGGUGGAAUGGGAGGAGGGUAUAUUGGGAAAGGGAUGAUGGGUGGAAAUGGAGGAUAUCUGAGAGGAGGUGGUAGCAGUUGGUAA